Molecule: messenger RNA, 708 nt
Organism: Dendroctonus ponderosae (mountain pine beetle)
Lineage: Eukaryota; Metazoa; Arthropoda; Insecta; Coleoptera; Curculionidae
Exons: 3
Coding region: 154-576 (140 amino acids)
Molecular function (GO): odorant binding
Source: RefSeq, a predicted model, not a curated record
GUCAAUAACCACUCGGGCUUUCAUAUGGAGAUAUAGCGCAUAAAAUGAAAAAUCGUCAAGUUUCUGACCCGCUGAUAAAGUCUUGAACUGCGAUAGUAUGCAGAAGAACCAGUCCAGUCAUAGAGCUGCAGAAUAAGGCUUAGUGGUGUGAAAAUGAAGGUUUUGGUGGUUUUGUGCAUCGUUCUCAUUGCCUUUACUUUGAUUGUCUCAGCGAAGAAAAACAAGUCAAAUGACGAAGAAAAGCCUAAAUCGUAUAAAAAGGUUUUCAAAGAAUGCCAGAAAAAAGACGAAACUCGUGUGGAUGCUUCCAUUAUACGGAAACUGAAAAAACAUAAACAAGUGGAUUUGCCGGCCAAUUUUGGGGACCAUAAAUUGUGCGUUUUUAAAGGCAUCGGCUUGCUGAAGGCUGAUAAUACUGUGGACGAAGACAAGCUUAAAAAGAAAAUUUCCAGUGCCAAACCUCAAAAGGACAAUGUCGACAGCAUCUUUACGGAGUGCAAAUCCAGCAAAUCAACACUGCAGGAAACCGCUUUGAAUCUUGAUAGGUGCCUUACUACAAAUUCUAUUGAGUUUUAGCAUCAAAUUUUACGUUAAUCUUUGUAUAUAAUUUAAUUUCUAAUUGCUGUAUUUAUUUUGUUUGACACUUUUGUACUGCUUUUAAAUCAUCAUGUUUGGAUAGUGCCUAAUAUAUCUAGAAACUGCGUUCAA